Messenger RNA from Sporisorium graminicola, 4068 nucleotides. RefSeq lists its product as uncharacterized. The record is from RefSeq and is a predicted model, not a curated record. Gene Ontology annotation, molecular function: protein serine/threonine kinase activity; tau-protein kinase activity; ATP binding. The transcript has a single exon. Gene Ontology annotation, biological process: intracellular signal transduction; protein phosphorylation; microtubule cytoskeleton organization. Gene Ontology annotation, cellular component: cytoplasm. Bases 1 to 4068 code for a protein of 1355 amino acids. NCBI's taxonomy places the organism in Eukaryota, Fungi, Basidiomycota, Ustilaginomycetes, Ustilaginales, Ustilaginaceae.
AUGGAGCCGUCAAAGGCUGCUCCGCUCCAGAUCCCUUCUGAGCAGGAUGAUGUGCCGCUCUUCGACCCUAGCGGACUCAGCGCUUCUCUCUCCGUGGACGACUGGCACAACUCGUUCGACCUCAGCAGCGUAGCAGCUGCACGUCUUGGCAUCGGCUCGCCUCCGUCCCAGGAUGGCUCGGCCCCUCUCUCUGCAGCCGCUUCUGUCAGCAACCUCACCGGCAACUAUUCUCGCAACAACUCCAAAUCGGAUACUGUAGCUACCUCGCAACCAAAGCAACCGCCCUCCAAGUCGCAGGCCUCUACGCACGAUGCUGCCCUUGAACCCGACAAGCUGCACACUGCAAGCGACAAUGACAUUGGCAAAAGAGGCAGGCGUCGCAGGAGUUCUGCAGCUCAGGACGAUUCUCAGCAGCCAUUGGACAAUGUGCACCCUGCUGCACUCCCACAGAAGGACACCUCUGUUGGGUCCAAGGUCCGCAUGUGGUGGGAGCGAAGCGCCGCCCAUACACCUGAUUCAGAUACAAACGAUUCUUCCGUCGUAGAGCGUCAGCCUCCAGCGGCAGCCUUGGCCACUCUGCGCACCGACUUGGAUCCAAUCGCAUCCUCUGCCAUGCCAGAGUCGACUAGCAUCGCUUCGCCUUCUUCCCUGUCCCAAGAGGCUUCCUCUCCUAUUGUCCGCUCGCCUGCUGCCGACUUUCUCAGCGCCUUUUCCAGCCUCAACAGCGUCGUACAGCCUGCCACAUCCUACGACAAUCGCUCGCUCUCCUACAGCCCGCCUCGCUCGGGUCAUCGCAGUCUCGCCUCCUCGCUCAUGCGCGACGAAACACGCAACGGCUCUGCAGCCGCUCCGGGUUUUGCUUCCUUGCGCGGUCUCGGCAGUGCCGCCGCUGAGCUUUACGAUGCGAAGCUCACCACAGCUCCCAAUCCGCCGCCUCGAUUGGACGAUGAGGGCGCUCGUGUCGGUCCGUCAGGUCGAUAUUUGCUUGGCAAGACCAUUGGUGUUGGCGGCUUUUCCACCGUUCGCGAAGGUUGGGAUCUGGAAGCCCAAGGUCCAGCAGAUCCAACAGCGCCCAUGAUCGAUGGUCAACGCAAAGGACGCAGGGUGGCAGUCAAGAUCAUCUAUCAUGAUACCAAACAUGCUGACCAGGCGCGGGAUGCUACAAAGCAGCAGCAUCAGCAACAUCACUCACAAGAGCUGCGCAUCUGGAAGAGUCUACCGACCCAUCAGCACUUGCUGCCCCUUCUGCAUCACGAACGUGUAUCUUUGGACGCACCGCUCGCUGAUCCAAGCAGAGGCAGCGAUACCACAGCGGAGCUGCUCAUCAUGCCUUACUGCGAUCAAGGUAACCUGCUCGACUUUGUCCGCAGCGGAGGCGGUGCGAGUCCCAGUGCUAACAGUGUCAUCUUCACUCCCAACGUCGGGCAGCCCUUCUCAUCCGAACACGAAAGGACCGCUUCGGGGUCCUGGUUCGCUCCCAGUUCGGCACGUUCGUCCACUCAACUCUCACGAAGCUCGUCGCUCAGGACAUCCAUGGAAGAUCCGUCACGGCGUCACUCGGGUUUGCGCACCGGCUCCGGCUUUGUUCUACCCCGUAAUAGUGGUUCACAAGCGCUCGGCCGCGUCGCCUCGGUGUCCGCUGCUUCUCAGCUUCGCACGAUUCCUGCCGGUCAAGAGGCUUCCUCGGUCGCUUCUUCGCCUGCCUCUAACGCCGGAAGCGUUUCGAGUGGGUCUCGACUGCUUCGUAAGACGGCCAGCAGAACCUCUCGUAGCCAGGGCGUCCCCAUCGAUGCAGCGCGCGAGAUCAUGCGCCAGCUUAUCUCGGCCCUGAGCACGCUCCACAACAAGAGUCACAUAUUGCAUGGAGAUCUCAAACUUGAGAACGUCCUCGGACAGGACCAGUCGUCUUGGAAGAAACGUCAGCGCAUGUCCACCAACGGCUCCGACCCGGAAGCGCGAUCGAGACAGGACAGCAGCGGCAUGGCGGACUCCAUCGACUCAUUGGGUGCGGCCUCUGCGUCGUCGAGACUGACGCUCGACACCACCGACGUAGUCAUGCCAUGCUGGCGCAUUGCAGAUUUUGGCCUGGCACAGAUCAUGGAUCCCGUUCAUACCAAGUCGGGUACAUCGAGUGCACCAGCUCUCAUCCGUGCUCUUAAGGAAGAGGCAAGCGCUCUAGACAACACCAAGAUUCCAAGGUACAAGAAACUCGCCAAGUCGGGUCGAGGCGGUUCUUUGGCUUAUACUGCACCCGAGUUUCUCCAGGCACAGGGAAGGUCUGGAACGUCCAGCCCGACGACUGCUGAGUCCGCGGGCGAAGACGGCGAGUUGCCUGCAGAGUCCCCCUUUGCUGCCGACAUGUGGGCGCUUGGUUGCAUAUUGUAUGCCCUUAUGAGCGGUACGCUGCCUUUUACGGACUCCUUCGAACCACGACUGCAGAUGAAAAUAGCUAAGGCACAAUGGGAGCUUCCUCGUCGGCUUCGUCGCCGAGCUGAGCGGCUCACUUACUCGUCGACAAGCACGCUGACAUCGCAAGCCAGCCACUCGAAUCGCAACAGUUCCGUUGACCGCUCCGGCUCCGUGGGGCCAACGGACGCCGCCGAUCGCUUUGCAUUUAGCCAACAUCGAUCCACCUCCGGUCUGCCGCGCGGGAUCGGCAGCUUUGGUUCGAUGGAUCUGAGCGCCUCACUGCCUUCCUUGCUGCCCAGAGAGAGACAGGUCACUGAAUCUUCAGCCACGGCGCUACCGAAACGCACGGCUGCAGUACAUUCGGGCCAGGUGGUGGGCUCGGCUCCAGGGCGCGCCGACCAUCUGGAGAGCUUUGAGAUCAACGAGGUCGCCAAGGCCAGGGCCGAUAUGGAAGAAGACCCCGAGUCGGAUGAAGACUCGGAGAUCGAUCCUGCCUGGGACGGACUCAGCUGGGACCGUGCAGCUGCACGACAGGUGCUUCGAGGUCUGCUGGAGCCUGAUCCGCGCCGAAGGUGGACAGUGGACCAGCUGUGCUCAAGCGCGUGGAUCCGUCAGGAAGGGCUCGAGCCGGCAGCUUCUACGCCUCCGCUUGCGACCACUGAUUCCGAUCUUGGCCUGCAGAUGGUAAGUCACGCUUCAACCGCCAAAACUUGGACUGCCGGACUUCACUUUGAUAAAGCCAAUGUCGACGACCACUUUCAGCGUAGUGAACGAGGACGCCGAUCUUCCAGUCUCGCUCGUAGCCGUCCUAGUCAAUUGGCUUUCGAAAGUCCGGCAAGUGCGUCUCCAUCGGCACAAUCACCGUCCGUUUCGAUGGACGAGGACGAAAGUGCCAAGCGACGAUCGCGCUCCACUUCACGUGUGUCGCUGCGGUAUCGGGACACGAGUCGCAAUCGCAGCACGGACGUCAGCGGUAGCUCUACACCCAAUCGAGAGCGUGACCACAUUUGGGCGCCUCACCAUAUCGCAGGCCUGGUCCAGUCGCAGACUCUUCCGUGGAUGCAGAUGGGCGCCAAGGAGCGCUGCGACAGCCCGGCAGACUCUGAGCGGCGAGGUCGGAUGCCGAGAUCAAGGAUGGCGGAUCUCGACGAGAACACAACGUGGAAUGGCGAGGAUGAAGCAAGCAGCGACAGUCGUGCUGGAUCCGGCCAUAGGAUAGGUCCCAUUGCCAUUCGAGGACGAAGCCAGUCGAGGAGCCGCAGUCGGCACAGCAGAGAGUCGACCUCUCCGGAACGCUUUGGACAUCGAUCUAUCUCGCGAUCGAGGUCCAACUACUCGCUCUCGCACGAAGCAGGGGGAGGUACAGGCAUCUUGUACGGUCGCAGCGUUGAGCCGCUGCCCGUUAUUGCCCCUGUCAUGGCGGACCACGCUCAAGCACAGUGGUCUUCGACGGCGCACAAUCGGUCGCGAGCACCGGAUGCCUUGACGCAGAUCUUGGACCGAGACCGAUCGAGAAGUCGCUCUCGUGUGAGUAGCAGCUUGGAGACGUCACGCUUGGAUGGCAUGCCAAGUAGAAGCACGCCGAUGACGAAAGAUACAGAUAGUAAUCCUUCGGAGCGGGAUCAAGAGGCGCGCGGUCGGGCGCGCGACCGUAGAUGA